AUGCUGCAUACCGAGGGCCACGCUCUUCUCCGGGCCGUGGGUCAGGGUAAACUGCGCCUGGCCCGCUUGCUUCUGGAGGGAGGCGCCUACGUGAACGAGGGGGAUGCCCAGGGCGAGACCGCGCUCAUGGCGGCCUGCCGGGCCCGCUACGACGACCCCCAGAACAAGGCGCGGAUGGUCCGCUACCUCCUAGAGCAAGGCGCCGACCCCAACAUCGCCGACCGCUUGGGGCGCACGGCGCUCAUGCACGCCUGCGCCGGGGGCGGCGGCGCCGCGGUGGCCGCGCUGCUGCUGGCCCACGGCGCCGACCCCUCGGUCCGCGAUCACGCGGGGGCCUCGGCGCUGGUGCACGCCCUCGACCGAGGGGAUCGCGAGACCCUCGCCACGCUGCUGGACGCCUGCAAGGCCAAGGGCACGGAGGUCAUCAUUAUCACGACCGACACAUCGCCCUCGGGCACCAAGAAGACGCGGCAGUAUCUCAACUCGCCGCCGUCGCCGGGGGUGGAGGACCCCGCACCCGCACCCCGGAGUCCGGGGGUCUGCACGUCGCCCUCGGAGAUCCAGCUGCAGACGGCCGCCGGAGGCGGAGGCGGAGGAGGGAGAGUGGGACUGUUAUCCCCUCGAGCUCAGGAAGAAGAGGAGAAGCGGGACAUCUUUGAAUUCCCGCUGCCCAAGCCCCCGGACGACCCUUCCCCUUCGGAGCCGCUCCCCAAGCCGCCUCGACACCCCCCCAAGCCGCUCAAGAGGCUCAACUCGGAGCCCUGGGGGCUCGUGGCGCCCCCCCAGCCGGUCCCCCCGGCCGAGGGCAGGCCGGGGGCAGAGCGCCUGGCGGCCGAAUUCAACGGCCUGACGGUGGCCGGACGCCCGCGCCUCUCGCGGCGGCACAGCACCGAGGGCCCCGAGGAUCCUCCCCCGUGGGCGGAGAGAGUGGCGGGCGGGGGUCCGCUGUCGCGCAGGAACACCGCCCCCGAGGCUCCGGAGGCCCCAGCCGGGUGGAGGCAGAAACUGAGCCGCCUGGAGCCGGUGGAGCCGGACGGCCCCGGGCACCUUGGCUCCGAUUCGCCGGAGCCCGGCCGCCCGGCCCUGGAGCGCCGCCGCUACAGCGCCUCCCCGCUGACCCUGCCGCCCGCGGGCUCGGUCUCCUCGCCGCGCCAGUCCCAGGAAAGUCUGCCCGGGGCGGUGUCGCCCCUGAGCGGAAGGAGGCGGAGUCCCGGGCUGCUGGAGCGGAGGGGCUCGGGGACGUUGCUCCUGGACCACAUCUCGCAAACCCGGCCGGGUUUCCUGCCCCCCCUCAACGUCAGCCCCCACCCUCCCAUCCCCGACAUUCGUCCCCAGCCCGGAGGUCGUGCGCCUUCCCUGCCCGCCCCUCCUCCUCCUCAUGCCGGGGCGCCAGGCUCGCCCAGGACCAAGCGCAAGUUGGUGAGACGCCAUUCCAUGCAGACGGAGCAAAUUCGCCUGUUGGGGGGCUUCCAGAGUCUCGGGGGGCCUGGGGAGCCGGGGCGCUGA
Molecule: messenger RNA, 1506 nt
Organism: Dipodomys ordii (Ord's kangaroo rat)
Lineage: Eukaryota; Metazoa; Chordata; Mammalia; Rodentia; Heteromyidae
Gene: Ankrd34a
Product: ankyrin repeat domain 34A
Exons: 1
Coding region: 1-1506 (501 amino acids)
Molecular function (GO): protein binding
Source: RefSeq, a predicted model, not a curated record